Messenger RNA from Metopolophium dirhodum (rose-grain aphid), 2587 nucleotides. RefSeq names its product terminal uridylyltransferase Tailor-like. The record is from RefSeq and is a predicted model, not a curated record. The transcript is spliced from 5 exons. Gene Ontology annotation, molecular function: RNA uridylyltransferase activity. NCBI's taxonomy places the organism in Eukaryota, Metazoa, Arthropoda, Insecta, Hemiptera, Aphididae. Bases 347 to 1414 code for a protein of 355 amino acids.
GGACGAUGAUUAUUGAUAAUUUUAUUAUUAUUAUAUUAUCCAUUAUCAUAGAUAUAUUAAAUAAUUAUUUUACCAACUAUUUACAUUUUACUUUUGAUUUUCAAUUUUUUAAAGUUUAAAAAAAUUUACAUACAAAAUAUUAUAACUCAUUAAUAAACUAUAAAGUGUAAAUUAACAAAGUAAUAACUAAUAUCAUAUUAUUUCGUUUCAUGUUCUAUCAUAGAAAUAGUGAAGAAGAAAUACUUAAUACCAUUAGUAAUCAUAACAACAGCCAACUGAGUAGUAUAAAUUAUCGAAGUCACAAGUCAAAGAUUUUAUUUCUUUCAUUAUAUGAAAACUAGAAAAAAUGAAUAAGCAAUGUGCUCUAUCCCAAUACAGUUCUGAAAAUGAACUUGUCAAUACUAAAAAAAGACCUCUACCAGUACAACCCGAUGAAUGUUACAAACCUAAAAAAUUUAAAUCAAAAGAAAUUAAUUAUAAGCCAGAUGAUGAUAUUGUUACAUUAUUCAAAUUUGAGUUACAAAAAAUUUUAAUUAAUUCUAAUGACUUAAAUACAACUAUAACAGAUAUCCUACCUUAUGGAUCAAGAAUUUCAGGUCUUAACAUUUCUAAUAGUGAUGUUGACUUUAAUAUAAACUAUGUUUCAAAAAUACCAGUCAAAAAAGUGAUAAAGUCAUUUGCUAAUAAACUUCGUCAAAGUCAAGUAUUUAUUAAGGUAUUUGCUUUAAUCCAUGCUAAAAUACCUAUCAUAAAAUCCACUCAUAAAAAUACUGGUAUUGAUUGUGAUAUAUCAUUUAAUAAUGUCAGUUCAGUUCACAACUCUCAUCUUCUCAAUCACAUUUUAAGUAUGGACUACCGUAUUAAACCAGUUUUAAUGAAGUUAAAGAUAUGGGCUAAAAAUAUGGGGCUUAUUAAUACUAACGGAUUUUCUAGUUACUCGUUCUAUUGGCUAGGAUUAUUUAUUAUGCAAGUUAUGGGAAUAUUGCCAGCCAUUCGUGAUUUACAAAAAUCUGUUCCCGAAGUUCUAGUUGGUCAUUGGAAUUGUGCAUUUUCCAAAAAUCCACAAGAAUAUAUUAUUAACAAACAAGAAACUCUAAGUGAGAGUGACAUAUUAAAUUUUUUCUAUAAAUAUUAUUCAAAUUUUGAUUUCGAUAAAUUUGUGAUAAGUCCAUAUACUGGUUGUCCAUUACUCAAAAAGGAUUUUGAAAAUGUAGAACAGCUUCCAGGUGAACUAUGGAGGUAUAAACAAUUUUAUCAAGAAAAUAAGGAAUGCCAGAAGUUAUUAUUUUUGGGUACUUGUCAAUUUAAAAUGUACACUCAAGAUCCAUUUCAACAUAAUGUAAAUAUUACAGCAAGAGUGACUCCAAAAAUAUUUGAGAAAUUUAUUAAUGUUUGUAUAGAAUUGAAACCUUAACAAAAAAAUAAAAAAUAAUCUAAGCUUACAUUUUAACUUAACAAUGAUAAAAUAACCAUACUACUUUUAUAUUGUUUUAUUACAAGCAUUUGAUAUUACUUAAAAUAAUUUAUCCUAUGUUUAACAAAUAUUUUUUAAUACAUUAAUAUAUUUUAUAAUAUAAUUUUUUGAUGUAUAAAGUAUAACCUAUAAGGCCAUAAUUGUAAUAAAUAAAUUAUAUUAGUAUAUCACAUAUUAUAAUUUUUCUAACACAUGUAGAUAUUUUUGUAUUAUAAAUACUAAAAACAUUAAAAUCUGAGCCCUAAUAAUCACUAUUACUGUAUUAAAUUAUUACUUUAAUUUACCUAACAUAAAUUACAACCUUAGAUCAUAUACUUGUACUGAUUUUCUUUAAAAUUCUAUUUUGACGACCUGAAACUUGAACUUUUUAAUAAUUUAAUUGUUUUAAUUGAUAAAAACAACUUAAAUUAUUUGUAGUCAGUACAAUUAACAUUAAUUUCAAAGUACUUAAUGUUGUAUUCUGUGAUGAAAACAAUGUACAACCGUUGUAAAUGUAAUACAAAUGUGUGUGUGCAUUUAAUGGAUAACUGCAAUGUUAAGUUUGGUAUGUAUAACUUAAGGUUCUGAGCAAAAGAAUUUGUUAUUUAUUAAGAAUUUGGUGUGUUGGGUUGCACCUUUGCCAUUGUUUAUUUAUUUAUACAUUUAUUCUACUACUUAUUUUAAUUAUCAUCAUGUAAUAAUCUACCAAUUAGGUAUUGUGUGGUUCACCUGUAUAACAUAAAGGUGAAUAACUAACAAUUCAUUAUUAAGUAAAUAUGAAUCGAUUGUAAAACAAUUGGAAUAAGAGGUUAGCUUAAAUAAAGAAUAAAAAUAAAAAUGUAUGAAUUAAGUUAUUUUUCUUACAUAAUUUUAAGAGCCAGUAUUAUAGGCAUUAGUGGUAGAAUCAUUAAAUAUUAUUUGAAAAUAUAAUUUAUAACUGUACCAUUAGAUUUUAAAUUCAUUUUUGAUAAAUUAGCUCAGAAUCUCACAAAUAAUUGAAAUAAUAAAAAUAUAAAUUUACUAGUACAUAACCUACAGAAUGUCAUCGAUAUUAUAUAUGCCUGGACUCACAAUCAAUUUGAAUUAAGGAACGCUUAUGCUAAAUUGUUAAUCAAUAUAAUAUAAAAAGUGCAU